Messenger RNA from Scutellospora calospora, 851 nucleotides. NCBI's taxonomy places the organism in Eukaryota, Fungi, Glomeromycota, Glomeromycetes, Diversisporales, Gigasporaceae. The record is from the annotation of a GenBank genome assembly.
AUACUAUUAUAAAAGUAAGAUAUGUUCAUCCAAGUACGAAAGAGGAUAGUAAUCUAAUUACGUUGUGGGCUAUCAGUACAUAUCCAGUUAGACGCGAAGAUUAUGUGAUCGAAAUGGUUUUAUUUGUUUUGAAUAAUCCUGAUAAAAGAGAUUUCGAAACUCAAGCCAUUUUUGAAAGAGAUAGCUAUUAUUCCAUUGGUGGUAAAAUUGUACCUGGAAUUUAUAAAGGCAAGAAGAAACCAAAGAUAUUGUUUAGACUAUUUAUAAAUUUUACAGGUUAUAUUUAUUUAUAUGUUGUCUUCUUUUCAUCUCAGAUGACAGUUUCAAUUUCUACUCAUGUAAUGAUUUUGAAUAAGGCUCCUGAAUUAAAUAAGUGUCCUUUGAGAAUUUCUCUUAUCGAAGAAUUACUUGUUUUUAUUGUUAGGCAAUUGGAAGUAAUUCAUAACGAUUUUUACAUUUAUGCUAAAGAUAUUAGUGUUAUUGACACUACUUCAUUCAGAAGAAGAAUUUUUGACAACAGUUCCACUAAUUUAUCAGAAGUCGUUAAUGCUACUCAGUCAAAACUUUUUUCUACAUAUCGAAACAUUAAUGAAAGUCAGAAAGGUAUUGAUAAGUUUAAAACUUCAUCCCUAAAUGUUUCAAAUGAUUCUGUUGAUAAUAAUUUUCAACUUGCGUCGUGUUCUAAGCACGUGAGAACUGAACAUAGUGAUGAAUUUACGAACAUGUUUAAUGAUACUAGUGGAGAUGAAAAAUGUAAAAGGAGAAAGAAUGUUAAAAAGGGUGUAGGUCGUCAUUUGCGUAGUGAUUCGAAAUUAUCUAAGUCUGAUACAGAUAUUGUUAAUAGCAAGUAG